AGAAGCAGGAGCAGCGCUCGAGCGAGGGUCUCCUUGCGCGGUGAUGGCGGCCAAUCAACCGCCUCCUCCCAAGCCGUGGGAGAACCGGCGGCUAUCUGCUGAUGUAGGAGUCAGUCAAGUGACUAGACCUGGACAGCCCACACUCACUCGAAUUCCGCCUCCUAUUCUGCCAAGGCCUUCACAACAGACUGGGAGCACUGGUCUUAAUACCUUCAGGCCUGCAUAUGGCAGCUCUUUUUCUGCAGGCUAUGGCACAUAUGGGAAUUCUUUUUAUGGAAGUUACAGCCCAUAUAAUUACGGAUAUGGUGGCUUGGGCUACAGUCGUUUUCGAAUGGAUGAUAUUCCCACCAGUCGAUUUGUUCAGCAAGCUGAGGAAAGCAGCCGGGGUGCAUUUCAGUCCAUUGAAAGCAUAGUCCAUGCCUUUGCCUCUGUCAGCAUGAUGAUGGAUGCUACAUUUUCAGCUGUCUACAAUAGUUUCCGAGCUGUACUGGAUGUUGCCAAUCACUUUUCCAGGCUCAAAAUACAUUUUACCAAGGUAUUUUCAGCCUUUGCAUUAGUCAGAACUAUAAGGUAUUUCUACAGAUGGCUGCAGAGGUUACUGGGUAUGAGAAGGAGCUCAGAGAAUGAUGAUUUGUGGGCGGAAAGCAAAGGAACUGUGGCCUGCAUUGGUCCAGAAGAUAAGGCAGCUAACUCUGCAAAAUCCUGGCCCAUUUUCCUAUUUUUUGCCGUGGUUUUAGGCGGUCCCUACCUUAUAUGGAAGCUACUAUCCACCUACAGUGAUGAUGGAACAG
Molecule: messenger RNA, 791 nt
Organism: Protobothrops mucrosquamatus (brown spotted pit viper)
Lineage: Eukaryota; Metazoa; Chordata; Lepidosauria; Squamata; Viperidae
Gene: PEX13
Product: peroxisomal biogenesis factor 13
Exons: 2
Biological process (GO): protein import into peroxisome matrix, docking
Cellular component (GO): peroxisomal membrane; peroxisomal importomer complex; peroxisome
Source: RefSeq, a predicted model, not a curated record